GUGGAUGAACUGCUACAGCAUGAGUGGCACCAUUCCCGCCUCCAUUGCCCACCUCACCGCACUCACCUCCCUGGUACUAUAUCAGAGCGGUCUCUCAGGCUCCAUUCCAGAGGCAAUCAGCAGCCUCAAGCAGUUACAGCGGUUAGGCCUCAGCCAAAACAAUCUCUCAGGCUCCAUUCCAGAGGCAAUCAGCAGCCUCAAGCAGCUGCAGGACUUGGAUCUGAGAAGCAACACGCUGAGUGGCACCAUUCCUUCCUGCAUUGGCCACCUCACCGCACUCACCUACUUCUCGCUUGACCACAACCAGCUGACGGGAGAGCUGCCCUCCUUCCACCACAUGGCCCGUCUCACUUCCCAACAGGGACUGUCUGCAGAUCACAACUACCUCACAGCCACAGCAGACCCUCUCCUGUUCAACGCUACCAGCCUAGAGGAUUCUGCAGAGUCUCUCAGCUUGUGUCUGUUCCACCACAACUGUCUUGACAACAACUCGAUCUCCUGCGGCCGUUGGCAGGACCAGAGGCGUGACAGCGAGUGCCGGGCGUUCUGUGGGGUGCAGCAGCUCACCCCGCCGUGCAGCGGCCAUGGCGUGUGCUCCUUCAUGCCGGACCCCUCUGAGGAGACGAGUGCCUGUGAGGAGGAUGUGCCGCCGCCACCCUACUGUGAACCUGAUGGCUAUUGCGUCUGUGAUGAGGGGUACACGCCAGGGCCUGCUGCUGGCACGUGCGUCCCUCACGGUAUACCCUCUGAACCACCAGGCAUUGCAGUCGUGGGGGUGGCUCUGUCUGCUCUCCAGAAGCCUCGAAACCUCUUGCUGCUGCUGCUUCCACUGGCUGUGCUGCUGCUGCUGGCUUUCUCACUGCCACUGUUUCUGAGGCCCCUCAAGAAUCGACCCCCCACACGCUACUUCUUUUCAAAGAGAGCCCUUGCUGCCCGGCAAGCUGGCAUGGGUGUGGAGAUCAAUUGCUA
Messenger RNA from Closterium sp. Yama58-4, 969 nucleotides. The record is from the annotation of a GenBank genome assembly. NCBI's taxonomy places the organism in Eukaryota, Viridiplantae, Streptophyta, Zygnematophyceae, Desmidiales, Closteriaceae.